AUGGCUUAACUUAAUAAAAGGAAGUAAUCUAAAUCUUUGGAUGAAAGUGAAGUAGCAAUUAUCAAAUUAAGUGAUAGUAUAGGGUGAAGCAGUUUAAGGUAGGUGGGUAAAGGAAGAACAUUAGAGAUUUGUAGAAGCAUUGAGUUUACAUGGAAAAAAUUGGAAGAAAGUAGAAGAAUAUGUUGGUACAAGAAGUGGAGCAUAAAUUAGGUAUCUUUACAAAUGAUAUCUAUUUCAGAUCUCAUGCUUAGAAAUUUUUCAAUCGUUUGGAAAAAGAAUUUAAUUAAUAAAUUAAUGGAUUGAAGAGUUCUGAAAUCAAAGAAAUCUUUGUAAAUAAAAUGUUUCAUUAAAAUUUUGAGGAAGAAUAAAUGCAAAUAAAAUAGAAGAAUAAUUCUAUUAUUGGUAUUUACUUAUAAUCUUAUUUUUAGAUGUAUCCGAUGAGGAAAUCCAAAUAAAUGUAGAGUCUAUGUAAUUGGAAUCUAAUUAAUAAUAAUAAUAAAUAAAAUCACAAUUAUAAUAAGGUAUUUUAGAUCUUAAUUUACCUGAUUUGCAAACUCAUAAUCCUACUAAGGAAUAAGUCACAAAAUAUUAGUAAUAAUAAAUGAAAAUACAAAAAAAACUUUAAGAUGUAUCAGAUAUCUAACAGUUACCAGAUGAACUUCUUAAAGAAAUAUGUAAUUUACAUCAAGAAAAAGGAUAGAUAAUGGCAAUUUAAUAGAUACAAAAUGCUUAUAAAUCUAUAUCUGAAAUUGAUCAAAAUGAUGAAUAAUAAAAUCCAUUAUAAUCAAAACAGAUAGAAUUAAAUAAUCAUACUAAUUUGAAUAAUGACAAAAAUGUAGAAUCAAGACCAGGAAAUGAUGAGUCCUUUUUUCAUUUUAUUAUGUAUUCAAUAUCUCAUAAAAAACCAGGGCAAAAAUUUCAAAGUAUUUAAACAAUAGGAAAUUGAGUUUAUCUGAUUUAAUAAAUGUACCAAAAUCUGAAUAAGAUAUCUAAUUAGAUACUAAUCCAUAAAAAUCUGAUUAAGUAUAAGAGGCAGAAGGACAAAGAAGUAGAAAAUAAUCAUUUACUUUUUAUAACGAUCAAGAUGAAGAAAAUGAAGUUCGAUAUUUGAAUCUUAAGAAAACUAAAAAAGAUUGA
Molecule: messenger RNA, 1137 nt
Organism: Paramecium primaurelia
Lineage: Eukaryota; Ciliophora; Oligohymenophorea; Peniculida; Parameciidae
Source: the annotation of a GenBank genome assembly